AGAGCCCUGAGAGCAGCAGGAGGAUGGAGGGGAAGGCAGUAGUGAACGGCCACGCUGUCCCCAGGGAGGACAUGCCAAGAACAAACAAGUCAUGCCAGGAGGUGAUGCCACACAAGCAGCAAGGAGCAGCUGGUGGGGACGUGGUGGCACUGGCUGCUCCCUCCAAGGCAGCUGGAAGCAUUGCUGGAGUCUAUGUAGAGGCUUCCAAGAAGAUCAUGAGCUUCUAUGAGGCCACCAGGGAGCAUCUCCUGAGCCUGGAGGCAGCCCUGACCCUCCUGGAGGCCCAGGCAGCCACAGGGUACAUCACUGACCCAGUGACCACCAGGAGAGUGUCCGUGGCCGACGCUGUGAGGUUGGGGUUGGUGGGGCUGGAGCUGAAGGAGAGACUUCUCUCUGCAGAGAGAGCUGCUACUGGCUUUGUGGACCCCUACUCAGAUGAGAAGAUCCCUCUCUACCAGGCAAUGCAGAAGGAGCUGGUGGGGAGGGAACAGGGCCUUAGGCUGCUCCAGGUCCAGGUGGCAACCGGAGGUGUCAUCGACCCAACCACGGGUGGUCGGAUCCCGGUGGAUGUGGCCUGUGAGAAGGGAUAUUUGGAUGAGGAGAUGAGCCAGGUCCUCUCUGACCCCAGCGACGAGGACAGCAAAGGUUUCCUCGACCCCAGCACCAUGGAGAAGGUCACUUAUAUGGAGCUCAGGAAGAGAUGUGUGGUGGAUCCAACCUCAGGCUUCCUCCUCUUGCCCCUGCAGAUCACCUUCCCAGGGCUGGGAGGGAGGGUGAGCAGCAGGGACCUGCUGGACUCUGGCAUCAUCAGCAUUGAGGUGUUCCAAGGCCUCGAGGAGGGAAGCAUCUCUCCCCAGGAGGUGGCAGAGAACGACACUGUUCAGCAGUUCCUGCGAGGGACGAGGAGUGUGGCUGGGGUUGUCUUACCUUCUGGGGAGCAGAAGAGCCUUUACCAGGCUCUGAGAGAACAUCUCCUCCUGCCUGGGGCUGCUCUGAUGCUCCUGCAGGUCCAGGCCUCCACGGGCAGCCUGACAGACCCUCUGAAGAACAAGAGCUACUCAGUGGAUGAGGCUGUCAGGGUUGGGCUCGUGGGCCCAGAGCUCCAUGAGAAACUGUCUUCAGCUGAGAAAACCAUCACUGGCUACAGGGACCCUUACACAGGGGAGCUGCUGUCUCUGUUCCAAGCCAUCAGGAAGGGCUUUGUGCCCAGGGACCAUGGGCUGUGCCUUCUGGAGGCUCAGGUGGCCACGGGAGGGGUGAUUGCUCCAGGGAGACACCUCCGUGUGCCCUCAGAGACAGCCUGUGCCUGGGGGUACCUGGAUGAGGCCACCAGGCAGCUCCUCUCCAGCCCCACUGGGGAUGUGAAAGGCUUCUUCGACCCCAGCUCCAAGGAGAAGCUGAGCUACACGGAGCUGCUCAAGCGUUGUGUGACUGAUCCCACCACGGGGCUCCUCCUGCUGCCGCUGGAAGCAGCUCAUGGAACUCACCUCUUCUUUGACCACAGGGCCCAAACAGCUCUGGAGAACACACAGAUCCCCAUGGCCUUGGGGAAAUUCAAGGGCAAGUCGGUGUCUCUCUGGAAGCUUCUCUUCUCUGACUACAUCCAGGGCGAGCAAAGAGCUUUGCUCGCUCAGCAGUACCUGGAGGGAACACUCUCCACACAAGGACUGGGUGAGGCCAUCAGAGCUGCUGCUGAGGAAGCUGCUGCCACUGCCAACGUCACCUUCGAGGGCCUGAGGGAGCGUGUGACAGCUGACCAGCUCCUAAGCUCAGAAAUCAUCAACCAAGACUUGUUCAAGAAGCUCAAGGAGGGAGAAACGUCAGCCAAGGAGGUCGUCAGCAUGGACACGGUGAGGAAGUACCUGCAGGGCACGGGGAGCAUCGCUGGGCUGCUACUCCCUGACUCCCAGGAGAAGAUCAGCAUCUACCAGGCAAAGAGGAAAGGACUUCUGAGGCCUGGGACUUCUCUGAUCCUCCUGGAGGCCCAAGCUGCCACGGGGUUUGUCAUUGACCCUGCUGCCAACAGGAGAUACUCCGUGGACGAAGCUCUACGAGCGAACGUCAUCGGCCCCGAUGUCUACGACAAACUCUUGGCUGCUGAGAAAUCAGUCACUGGCUACAGAGAUCCUUACUCAGGGGGCAAGAUCUCCCUCUUCCAGGCCAUGCAGAAGGAGCUGAUUGUCAAGGACCACGGGAUUCGCCUGCUGGAGGCGCAGAUCGCCACCGGUGGCAUCAUCGACCCAGUCAACAGCCACCGCAUCCCCGUGGAGGUGGCUUACAAACGUGGCUACUUCGACAAGAAGAUGAACUUAAUCCUCUCUGACCCCAGUGAUGACACCAAGGGCUUCUUCGACCCCAACACCCACGAGAACCUGACCUACCUGCAGCUGAAGGAGAAGUGCAUCACUGAGGCCUCCACGGGGCUCUGCCUCCUCCCCUUGAACAGCAGGAAGAGGCAGUUCAUCGAUGAGACCACCAGGGCCUACACUGAGGAGCAAAUCCAGCGGCUCUUCAAAGAGACUAUGGUGAAGGAAAAGGGAAUUUCCCUCUGGGAGCUCAUCCAUUCAGGGUAUUUCACCGAGGAGCAGAGGAGAGACUUCACGGAGCGGUUCCGGGCGGAGGAGCUGUCGCUGCAGCAGUUGGUGGCUCUCGUGCUCAAGCUGGUGGGGGAGGUGGAGAUGAAAGCUCGCACCCAGAUCUCUCUGGAAGGCCUGAGGGGCAAUGUCCCCGUGGUCUGGCUGCUGGACACUGGGAUCAUCUCUGAGAAGACCUUUGAAGAGCUGGCUCAGGGCAGAAGAACUCCCGAGGAAGUGGCUGCGAUGGAGAGUGUGAAGAGGUACCUGCAGGGCACAGGGAGCAUCGCUGGCGUCUUCAUAGAGGCAUCCAAGCAGAAGAUGAGCUUCUAUGAGGCCAUGAAAAACAACCUCCUCCUCCCUGGGGCCGCUCUGAGGCUGCUGGAGGCUCAGGCAGCCACGGGGUACCUCACUGAGCCCACGACCAACCGGAGGCUCAGUGUGAGGGACGCGGUGAGAGAGGCUGUGGUCGGUGAAGAGCUCACUGAGAAGCUCCUCCUGGCCGAGAGGGCUGUGACAGGCUACACAGAUCCCUACACAGGGAGCUCCAUCUCCCUGUGCCAAGCGCUCCGGAAGGAGCUGAUCCCCCUGGGAGAGGCUGUGCCCUUGCUGGAGGCCCAGCUGGCCACGGGAGGGGUCAUUGACCCCAUCCACCACCUCCACCUGCCGCUCCAGGCCGCGUAUAGGUUUGGCUUCUACGACGAGGAGCUGAACCAAACCCUCUCCCAGCCGAGUGACAGCACCAAGGUCUUUUUUGACCCCAACACCAAGGAGAACGUGACCUAUGAGCAGCUGAAGGGUCGCUGUGUCCGUGAUGCUGAGUCAGGUCUGUGGCUCCUCCCUCUGUCAGAGGACUCAAUGUUCUGCAAGAAGUUUGCGUUCAAGGGCCUGAGGAAAAGAGUCUCUGCCAGUGACCUCUUCCAGUCCCAACUGAUAGACAAAAAAACCCUGGAUGAGCUCAACCAGGGGAAGAAAACAGUCCAAGAAGUCACUGCGAUGGAAUCUGUUCGCAGGUACCUCGAGGGCACCAAUUUCAUCGCAGGAGUCCUCAUCCAGCCGAGCAAGGAGAAGAUGAGCAUCUACCAGGCCAUGUGGAAGGGCAUCCUGAGGCCAGGGACAGCCCUGGUGCUGCUGGAGGCACAAGCUGCCACUGGCUACAUCAUUGACCCGGAGAAGAACAAGAGGUUCUCCGUGGAGGAGGCACUGGGAGAAGGGCUGAUCGGAGCGGAAGUGUACGAGAAGCUUCUCUGCGCGGAGAGAGCUGUGACAGGCUACACUGACCCCUACACAAAGGCCCCAAUGUCCCUCUUUGAGGCCAUGAAGCAAGGGCUGAUAGUGAAGAGCCAUGGGAUCCGCCUGCUCGAGGCGCAGAUCGCCACCGGCGGCAUCAUCGACCCCGUGCACAGCCACCGCCUGCCCGUGGACGUGGCCUACCAACGCGGCUACUUCGAUGAGGAGAUGAACCGCAUCCUCUCCGACCCCAGCGAUGACACCAAGGGCUUCUUCGACCCCAACACCCAGGAGAACCUGAGCUACCUACACCCAGAGACAGGGCUGUACAUGCUGCAGGUGGUCAGGGAAGGAGGGAAGUACUUCUACAUUGACGAGGCCACAAAACAGGCUCUGCGCUCCCAGAACCUCCCAGUGAAGGUUGGAAGGUUUAAGGACCAAACAGUUUCCAUCUGGGAGGUUCUCUGCUCUCAUUAUGUCUCGGAGCAGAGGAGGAAAGAGCUGGUGAUGCAGUACAAGAGCAAAACCCUAACGCUGGAAGAGCUGAUCUCUCUCAUCUUACAACUCAUUGAGGACACAGAGAGAAGGGCAGAAGGUCUCAAGGUCAGAGGACUCCGGGGGGAGGUGUCGGUGUCAGAGCUGUUUAACUCAGAGAUAAUUGACAAGAAGACUCUGGAUCAGCUGCAGGAUGGGAGUCUCACCCUUGCCAACCUCACCAAGAGAGACACCAUUCAGAGGUACCUGGAGGGCACUGGAAGCAUCGCUGGGGUUCUCCUCCCAUCCAGGAAGGAGAAGAUGAGCAUCUACCAAGCGCUGAAGAAGGGUCUGCUCACAGAGCAGUGUGCACUGGGGCUGCUGGAGGCACAGGCAGCCACUGGUUUCCUCAUCGACCCCCUGAACAACCAGAAGCUCUCGGUGGACGAGGCCAUCUCCUCGGGGCUGGUGGGCAGAGAGCUGCAGGAGCAGCUGCUGUGGGCAGAGAGAGCCGUGACAGGACACACAGAUCCUCACACAGGAGGUAAGAUCUCCCUUUUCCAGGCUGUGAGGCAGAAGGUGACAGUCAGGGACCACAGCAUCCCCCUCCUCGAGGCCCAGCUCGCCACCGGUGGCAUCGUGGACCCUGUGCACAGCCACCGCCUGCCCGUGGCCGUGGCCUACCGCCGGGGCCACCUGGACGAGGACAUGUUCCUCUUGCUGACGGAUCCAGACCAUGGCAGCAAAGGCUACAUCGACCCAAACACUCACGAGAAGAUCAGCUACAAUCAGCUCCUGCAGAGAUGUGUCCAAGGCGAGCAGAGUGGCCUGUACCUGCUACAGGUGCUGGAGAAGAAUGAUGAUUACUUCUACAUCGAUGAGCAAACUAAAUCUGCCCUGGUAUGCACAAAGGUCCAAGUGUCAGUGGGAAAGUACAAGGGACAAGUGUUAUCCCUCUGGGACCUUCUCUGCUCCGAGUACAUCACGGAGGAGAAGAGGAAAGAGCUGGUAAAGAAGUACAAGGCAGAAUCCCAACACAUCCUGCAAGGAAUCAUUGAGACAAUCCUGAAGCUCAUUAGAGACAAAGAGGAGGGCAGAAGUGAUGUCUGGUUCCAGGGAAUCCGGCAGCAAAUUACAGCAUCAGAACUGCUCAGUGCAAAAAUCAUCACCGAGGAGACCAUGGAGAAACUCCAUGAGGGCAAAGAGACAGCACAGGGCAUAGCUCAAAUGGAGAGCGUGAGGAGGUACCUCGAGGGAACCGGUGUCAUCGCCGGUGUCCUGGUGCCCUCCAAGGCCGACCCCAGCAAGCUGGAGAAGAUGAGCAUCUACGAGGCCAUGUGGAAGGGGCUCCUGAGGCAGGGCACGGCGCUGGUGCUGCUGGAGGCGCAGGCGGCCACCGGCUUCGUGGUGGACCCGGUCAGCAACAAGAAGCUCUCGGUGGCCGAGGCCGUG
This is a messenger RNA of Acanthisitta chloris (rifleman), 5729 nucleotides long. Its product is annotated as epiplakin-like. Gene Ontology annotation, molecular function: structural molecule activity; keratin filament binding. The record is from RefSeq and is a predicted model, not a curated record. Gene Ontology annotation, biological process: intermediate filament bundle assembly; wound healing. Gene Ontology annotation, cellular component: cytoskeleton; cytoplasm; cell junction. NCBI's taxonomy places the organism in Eukaryota, Metazoa, Chordata, Aves, Passeriformes, Acanthisittidae.